AUAUAGAAAUUGUGGAAUAGACAAAGAAGUUUUGAAUACAUUUAUCACGACAUUUUCUAUAAUGAAAAAUUAUAAAUAGUUGAGAAAGAUUAAGUUUGAAGAAUAAGAAUAUGUCGCGACGACAAAGCAGUGUUUUCAGUCUUGGAUCUUUAACUUUAACCCCUAAGCAAGAUGAAUCUUGUUAUGAAGGUAGCAAAUUUUCACAAUUUAAUUAUAUCUUAAAAGUUAUUAAAAAUAUUUGAUUUUCAGAUAUGACAGAGACAGAAUUACGAGAGGCACUCAAAAAUAUUGCUCAUUCGAAUCUAUUGUUAAGGUUGGAAAAUGAUGUUUUUGAACGGUAUCUUGAACGUCGAGAUCCUGAAAGUCUUCGAACAAUAGCGCAAGUCUUAGAAACCGCUAAACGCGUACAAAAAAUUGCGCCUCAGCGCAGUUAUACGUCACCCGUUAUGAGUGCAGCCGGAAGUGCUGUGACUUUCCGCGACAAGGAUUCACUGAGUAUUGCCAGUAUCCCAUCCGGAAGUCAUAUCACGCCAAGUCUUUUAGCAGCUAAAGCAGCAAAAAAAGUAACAAAGUUAGUCUGUCAGAUGUAACUUUUAUUACUAUUGUAUCCCUGAUUAUUAAUAUAUCGACUACUAUUUGAACAUAGGAUCACAUAUGCAC
Ooceraea biroi (clonal raider ant) is the source of this 660-nucleotide messenger RNA. RefSeq lists its product as uncharacterized. The record is from RefSeq and is a predicted model, not a curated record. NCBI's taxonomy places the organism in Eukaryota, Metazoa, Arthropoda, Insecta, Hymenoptera, Formicidae.